GAGCGCCGGGACGAGGCGGCGCUUGGGGCGGGUGCCCAGGGUGACUCCCGGGAUCCCACAGGUGGAGGUGGAGGUGGAGAGCAUGGACAAGGCCGGGAAUUUCAUCGGGUGGCUGCACAUCGAGGGCGUGAACCUGUCGGUGGCUCUGGUGGAGCAGGCGCUGUCCCGCGUGCACUUCACGGCCGAGCGCAGCCCCUACUGCAAGGCCCUGCUGGCGGCUCAGGACGCGGCCAAGCAGAGGAAGGAGAAGGUGUGGUCCCACUACGAGGAGACCCCGGUGGAGGAGGUGGUGCCGGUGCUGGAGGAGAAGGAGCGCACGGCCAACUACAAACCCGUGUUCGUCACCGAGAUCACCGACGACCUCCACUUCUACGUGCAGGACGUGGAGACGGGUACGGGGGCAGGGGGGCCCUCCUGGGGACCAUCAGCACCCAGGG
Messenger RNA from Neopelma chrysocephalum (saffron-crested tyrant-manakin), 437 nucleotides. RefSeq names its product staphylococcal nuclease domain-containing protein 1-like. The record is from RefSeq and is a predicted model, not a curated record. Gene Ontology annotation, molecular function: RNA binding; nuclease activity. Gene Ontology annotation, cellular component: nucleus; cytosol. The annotation marks the transcript as partial. The transcript is spliced from 2 exons. NCBI's taxonomy places the organism in Eukaryota, Metazoa, Chordata, Aves, Passeriformes, Pipridae. Gene Ontology annotation, biological process: mRNA catabolic process.